Molecule: messenger RNA, 1221 nt
Organism: Penicillium bovifimosum
Lineage: Eukaryota; Fungi; Ascomycota; Eurotiomycetes; Eurotiales; Aspergillaceae
Product: 4-hydroxyphenylpyruvate dioxygenase family protein
Exons: 4
Biological process (GO): L-tyrosine catabolic process
Molecular function (GO): 4-hydroxyphenylpyruvate dioxygenase activity
Source: RefSeq, a predicted model, not a curated record
CAUAUACCAAGCAAAAUGGCACCUGUAGCUACUUCAAAUAGCCCUCCUCCUUCUACCUCAGGCGAAGUAUCCAGCUACCGCGGCUAUGACCACGUCCACUGGUACGUCGGCAACGCCAAGCAAGCCGCAAGCUACUACAUCACCCGCAUGGGCUUCAAGCGUGUUGCCUACAAGGGUCUCGAGACUGGCAGUCGCCAUGUCUGCUCCCAUGUCAUCCGCAACGGCGACAUCACAUUCAUCCUGACCUCGCCUCUGCGAUCCCUCAACCAGAUGGACCGUUUCAAUCCCGAAGAGCAGGCCGAACUCAAAGAGAUUCACGAGCACCUCGAGCAGCACGGUGAUGCAGUGAAGGAUGUUGCAUUCGAGGUCGAUGAUGUGGACUCUGUUUUCUUUGCAGCUGUGAAGAAUGGUGCUAAGGCUGUCUCUAAGCCUAAGACUCUUGAGGAUAAGGAUGGCCAUAUCAAGACUGCUACCAUCCAGACAUAUGGUCAGACAACUCAUACCCUGAUUGAGCGCAACCAGUACCACGGUGUCUUUAUCCCGGGCUAUCGUGCUGAGAUGGCAAACGUGGAUCCCAUUACGCAGUUCUUGCCCGGCGUUCAUCUCAAACAUAUCGAUCAUUGUGUCGGGAACCAGGACUGGGAUGAGAUGGAUAAGAUCUGUGAAUACUAUGAGAAAGCCCUCGGCUUCCAUCGUUUCUGGUCCGUUGACGACAGCCAAAUUUGCACUGAAUUCUCCGCCUUGAAGAGUAUUGUGAUGGCCUCCCCCAACGAGAUUGUUAAAAUGCCCAUCAAUGAACCAGCAAAGGGCAAGAAACAAUCUCAGAUCGAAGAAUACGUCGACUUUUACAACGGCGCUGGCGUGCAACAUAUCGCCCUCCACACCGACGACAUCAUCCGCGACAUCACCAAUCUCAAGGCCCGUGGCGUCGAGUUCAUCAAGGUCCCAGAGACAUAUUACACAGAUAUGCAAGCUCGCUUGAAGCAGUCCGGCCUGGUCCUGCAGGAAAGCUUCGAGACGAUUCGCAGUCUGGACAUUCUGAUUGAUUUCGACGAGGGCGGCUACUUGCUGCAGCUUUUCACUAAGCACAUGAUGGAUCGACCGACUGUGUUCAUUGAGAUCAUCCAGCGACACAACUUCGAUGGCUUCGGUGCUGGUAACUUCAAGUCGCUGUUUGAGGCUAUUGAGCGUGAACAGGAGCUGCGCGGUAAUCUCGUUUAA